CGGCCACAUGUGAAUGCUCCCUUGGUUUGUGACAAAUGUGCAAAGUUGUUAGGCGAUUUUGUUUAGGAAAAUCAUAAAAUCCGUUUUGUCGAAGAGCUGCCCUUUGGUUCGUUUACUUCUUUAUCUAAUAACUUCGAACGAGUACAUACGUGAUGAAUUUUGCAGCAACGAAAUUUCUGCACGCGUGAGGUUUGAACUGUUGAAUCAGGAGCGGUCUGAGGCAAAUGAGCGAUGCAUUGUUGGUACUUUGAUAAGAAAGAGCUGCUCAACACUCCAUCUGCCAAAGAUGGCAUUGAUGCGGACACUGAGAGCCGGUACAAGCGCGAGGGCGCUAGGUACAUCAUCAGCUGUGGCACAACGCUCGGCCUCCGAUACGAUACCAUGGCCACAGGUGUUGUCUACUUCCAUAGGUUUUAUAUGUUCCACUCGUUUAAAGAUUUUCCACGAUAUGUGACUGCAGCAUGCUGCCUGUUCCUGUCUGGGAAGGUUGAAGAGACGCCCAAGAAGUGCAAAGACAUCAUAAAAACAGCUCGAGCUCUGCUAACCGAUGUCCAGUUUGCACAGUUUGGUGAUGAUCCAAAAGAAGAGGUGAUGACACUGGAGAGAAUUCUACUGCAGACGAUUAAGUUUGACCUGCAGGCAGACCACCCUUACGCAUAUCUGCUGAGAUAUGCCAAAGGUUUUAAAAUUGUAGACAAAGCGAAGCUUCAGAAGAUGGUGCAGAUGGGGUGGACCUUUGUCAACGACAGUCUGUGUACAUCGUUGUGUCUUCACUGGGAACCAGAGAUCAUAGCCAUCGCACUGAUGUAUCUAGCCUCGCGUCUCUGCAAGCUAGAGAUCACAGACUGGGUGGGAAAAACAAGCAAGCAGGUGAAGUGGUGGGACCAGUACGUGGAAAAUUUAUCCAUGGAACUGCUAGAAGAUAUCUGCCACGAAGUAUUAGAUCUCUACUCUGCGUCAAAGAACGAAGACCCGGCCCAGUCUCCUCCGAGAACACCUCCGGCUCUGAAGAGAAGACCCAGCACACCGCCACCGCAGCUAACACCCGGAAAGAUUAUUAAGCAGGACCAGCAACAGCAGCAGCAGCAACACAUGCCACAAGAAUCAAGGCAAAGCACUGCAGGAGUCCCACCGGAGGGCGCCGCCGUCGCUGCCAGCAAGGCGUUGCAGAAAGUCAGGGCUAUCCCGACUCACAUGUCGACAUCCUGCCCCGCGACAGCGCGGCAGCCGAUCGCCCCGCUGACCCCCAGUGGCUACUCGAAGACCGACGGCAAGUCGGCGGCCGAGUCGUACAACCAGUUCCAGAUCUCUCAGUCGAGCAUGUCGUCGUACAUGUUUGGCAACGCGAGCUACAGCGCGCAGGGCUCCGAGAACAUCCAGUCGGUGCUCGCCGGUGCCGCCGCCGCCAACGGCCAGCCCCCGCCGUCAUCCGCGUCGCAGUACACAGCGCCCCCGGGGCCCCCGCCGUCUACCGUCUCCUUCGGCUACGGCACGUACUCGCAGCAGGGCUACGCGGCACCGUCCUACCCGCCGCCGCCCGCCGCCGCGCCCCCGCCGGGCCAGUACUACGACUACUCGCAGUACCAGUACCAGCCGCCACCCUCGGGGCCGCCGCCGCCUGCGCAGUACCAGCAGUACGCAGCGCCAAUGGGUUACCCGCAGGGGCCACCGCCCGGGCAGGGUCAGGUCGCGGCGGUGGCGCCUCCGCCGGCGAAGACGGGUCGGCUGAACGAGAUUAAGAAGCAGAAGAAGCAAUCGUACGGCAACAUCAAGAGGCUGACGUGAGGCGGCGGUCGCCGUGGCAACUCGCUCUCUCUCCAUCUCGCUCGAACCCUGCAUUCUCCUCCCUGCGCGCACGUGGCGUUUCUCUUCGCUCGUUUCGGGGUGCGAUUCAGAUUUUCGUGCUGCAGAGGAAAAGUGUGAUUCAGUGUCGUGAACUAAGACUAGGUGUCGUCAGUGAGGAAUGCACUCGGACCGUUCCCCUUUUAUUUAAAAGGGGAGGCUUUUCUUCGGGGACAUUCUGCAUUCGUUUCGUAGUGCAAUUCUGGUUUCAUGAUACAGAGGAAAUGUGUCUGGAUCUUGGUGUCAUGAACUAAGCCUGGGGGUCGUCCAUCAGUUAAGGAUGCACGUGCAUCUUUUGAUUUCCUCCCCGGAUAAAUCAUUCCACUCAUUAAUGCGAUAUGUGGAUAAAUCAAGUAAUCUGCUAUAAAUUGCAAUGCUAGGAUCAAGACCAGGCACUCUUGUCGUCAAAAGCCAUUAUUUUAAGGAUGCCGCAAGUGGCAGUGAGGUCAGAUGAGUGAUGAGCUUUGCCUGAAAAUAAACGGUGUGUAUUCAUUUAAUAAGCAAGCUGUAACACAAUGUUGUUUAUUUCAUGCCAUCCACAGGUUAGGGUUAUACAUUGAGUCCAAUGUAUGUAUGUCAUAUGUAAUAUACAUAAAAGAAACUUGUUGCAUGCUUAGAACUCA
Priapulus caudatus is the source of this 2465-nucleotide messenger RNA. RefSeq names its product cyclin-K-like. Gene Ontology annotation, biological process: regulation of transcription by RNA polymerase II; positive regulation of DNA-templated transcription, elongation. The record is from RefSeq and is a predicted model, not a curated record. NCBI's taxonomy places the organism in Eukaryota, Metazoa, Priapulida, Priapulimorpha, Priapulimorphida, Priapulidae. Gene Ontology annotation, molecular function: cyclin-dependent protein serine/threonine kinase activator activity. Gene Ontology annotation, cellular component: nucleus; cyclin/CDK positive transcription elongation factor complex. The transcript has 9 exons. The coding region runs from base 232 to 1785 and encodes 517 amino acids.